GAGGGAAUCCUCCACAGUGACGCCUUUGGUUCUGCUCUUUUCUAGCCUUGUGUUCAGAGACUUUGUUAUGGGAUGUGGCAGGGAGAAGGGAGGUUAAAAAUGUGUCUGUGGGAUUAGCCUGGCAGGAAGGGGCAGGUCUACACUGUAAUAAAGAAAUCAAGCAUUUUCUCAGGAUAGCAGACUCUAGGGUGUCUGUCUGCAGAGAGCCUGGGGGAAUCAUGAUGUGAAAUUAACUAAGGCCUGUUCUGAAACCUCCACAACUGCCCUUCUCACCCUGCCAGGCUGCAGAAUGAGGUCCAUAUUUCAGUCAACUUCAUCCCAUCCUCCCAUGGGACAGAGGAGAGAAGUGGCUGCAGAGGAGUCAGUCCAGGGGCCAGUGACCUUUGAGGAGGUGGCUGUGUAUUUCACCAGAGAAGAGUGGGCUCUGCUGGACUCUGCUCAGAGAGCCCUGUACAGAGACGUCAUGCAGGAGAACUACGAGAAUGUGACCUUGCUGGCAUUUCCAGUUUCCAAACUUGAUGUGAUCUCCCAGUUGGAACAGUGGGAAGAGACAUGGGUCCCAGACCUCCAGCGUUCAGAGGAAAGAGAGAUCCUGAGAGUUCUCUACACAGCAGGUGAUGCAAUGGUGUGUGAGAAAGAGGAGCAGAAUUCUCAGCAGGAGAAUGUUGAGCAAGUGGAUAAACACAGAGCAUUAUUGCAAAGAUUGGAAAGGAAUGUGUUCAGGAGUCAUGAGCAGAGAAAAUCCUGUGAGAUUCUGAGAAGACCAGAAAGCGAGCAGGGAAAGCAGCCAGGAGAGAAAGUAGGUAAAUGUAUUUCCUGUCAGGAAACUCAGAAGAACCUUAAGGAAACUACAACACAACAGGAAAUCCAGAGCGGAAGGAGAAAAAGUACAUGCACUGAGUGUGGAAAAAACGUAUGUGAUUACUCCAGCCUUAUAACGCAUCAGAAAAUCCACACAGAGGAGAGGCCCUAUGAAUGCUGUGAGUGUGGGAAAACCUUCAAUCACAGAUCGCACCUUAUUAGGCAUCAUAAAAUCCAUACAAGGGAGAGGCCCUAUGAAUGCAGUGAGCAUGAGAAAAGCUUCACUAGCAGUUCAGGCCUUUCUAAACAUCAGAGAAUCCACACAGGGAAGAGGCCCUAUGAAUGCAGUGAAUGUGGGAAAAUUUUCACUUACAAAUCAGGCCUUUUUCUCCAUCAGAGAGUCCACACAGGAGAGAGGCCGUAUGAAUGUAGUGAGUGUGGGAAAACCUUCAAUCGCAGUUCGCACCUCAUUAGGCAUGAGAGAAUCCACACAGGGGAGAGGCCCUAUGAAUGCAGUGAAUGUGGAAAAUGCUCCACUAGCAGCUCAGACCUUUCUAAACAUCAGAGAAUCCACACAGGGGAGAGGCCCUAUGUAUGCAGUGAGUGUGGGAAAAGCUUCACUAGCAGCUCAGGCCUUUCUAAACAUCAGAGAAUCCACACAAGGGAGAGACCCUAUGAAUGCAGUGAGUGUGGGAAAGGCUUCACUACUAGCUCAGGCCUUUCUAAACAUCAGCGAAUACACAAAGGGGAGAGGCCCUAUGAAUGCAGUGAGUGUGGGAAAAGUUUCACUAGCAGCUCAGGCCUUUAUCAGCAUCAGAGAAUCCACACAGGGGAGAGGCCCUAUGAAUGCAGUGAGUGUGGGGAAAAAUUCAAUCGCAGCUCAGUCCUUAUUAGGCAUCAGAGAAUCCACACAGGGGAGAGGCCUUAUGAAUGCAGUGAGUGUGGGAAAACCUUCAGUCGCAGUUCACACCUUAUUAAGCAUCAUAGAAUCCACACAGGGGAGAGGCCCUAUGAAUGCAGUGAGCAUGGGAAAAGCUUCACUAGCAGUUCAGGCCUUUCUAAACAUCAGAGACUCCACCCACAGAAGAGGCCCUAUGAAUGCAGUGAGUGUGGGAAAACCUUCAAUCGCAGCUCAAACUUUCUUACCCAUCAGAGAAUCCACACAGGGAAGAGGCCCUAUGAAUGCUGUGAGUGUAGAAAAUGCUUCACUAGCGGCUCAGGCCUUUAUCAGCAUCAGAGAAUCCACACAGGGGAGAGGCCCUAUGAAUGCUGUGAGUGUGGGAAAAGCUUCACUACCAGCUCAGGCCUUUCUAAACAUCAGAGAAUCCACACAGGAGAGAGGCCCUAUGAAUGCUGUGAGUGUAGAAAAUGCUUCACUAACAGCUCAGCCCUUUCUGAACAUCAGAGAAUCCACACAGGGGAGAGGCCCUAUGAAUGCAGUGAGUGUGGGGAAAAAUUCAAUCGCAGCUCAGUGCUUAUUAGGCAUCAGAGAAUCCACACAGGGGAGAGGCCUUAUGAAUGCAGUGAGUGUGGGAAAACCUUCAGUCGCAGUUCACACCUUAUUAGGCAUCAUAGAAUCCACACAGGGGAGAGGCCCUAUGAAUGCAGUGAGCAUGGGAAAAGCUUCACUAGCAGUUCAGGCCUUUCUAAACAUCAGAGACUCCACCCACAGAAGAGGCCCUAUGAAUGCAAUGAGUGUGGGAAAACCUUCUGUUGGCACUUAGCCCAUGUGAGCCAUCAGAGAAUCUGCAAGAGAGAUGAACACCAUAAAAAACUCUAGGACUAUCAAUUUUUUUUCUUUAAUACUUUUCCUGAUUCCCACAUAGUAACUUUUGAAGCUGUUUGAACUGUUUGCUGCACCGAUGAGUGGUCCAUUUUCGCCUUUUGCAGUUUGCCCUGUUUUGAGGUGGGCCCCUUUGUCCUUUCUAUCAAUUCCAUUAUGCCAUGAGUAAUUUGAGUGUGCCCUUUCUAUCAGGAACCAGGGAGCAUCACAUUUAUACCAUUCCUCCUAUUUCAAAAUUAUUGUUAGUCACCAGUGAUACAGAUUGUAUCAUUGCCAGUUCUCAUAUUGCUCUGGGUUGUGCUGAAGAGGAGCUAUAAUGGGAAUUUUUCAAAUUAUAUUUAAAUGAAGAGGAGCAGGGGCAGGAAAAAAAGUGUAAUUUCAGCCUCUGUGACACUGGAAGGAGAUGGGAAGACUCAGAGAUUCUCUCCUUCCCCAUCACUGCAGAACUGUUACCUUUUGUCUGAGCAAUGCAGAGGUUAUCUUCAUCACAUUCCAUCCAUCCACUUCUUAGAGAGUCACGUGAAGAAGAGUUCUCAGCUGUCUGUGCUUGGAGAUGAUGCUUUCACUUUUUUAAUCCUAUACCACAAUCACUCUGACUGAAGAGGAAAGUGUCAAAGAUCAGGAAGGGGAAUUCAAAUUGAUCCAAAACACAGUAUGAUUAUUUGGCAUUAAAAUCCCAGGUUCCAUCUAUUGGUAAAGCCA
Gopherus flavomarginatus (Mexican gopher tortoise) is the source of this 3286-nucleotide messenger RNA. RefSeq names its product zinc finger protein 420-like. Bases 290 to 2581 code for a protein of 763 amino acids. The record is from RefSeq and is a predicted model, not a curated record. NCBI's taxonomy places the organism in Eukaryota, Metazoa, Chordata, Testudines, Testudinidae. The transcript has 4 exons. Gene Ontology annotation, biological process: regulation of transcription by RNA polymerase II. Gene Ontology annotation, molecular function: DNA-binding transcription factor activity, RNA polymerase II-specific; RNA polymerase II cis-regulatory region sequence-specific DNA binding. Gene Ontology annotation, cellular component: nucleus.